UUAAAACAACCUUUCCUAUCCUGAGGGCAGACACCAGUCUGCAUAUUUUGGAUUUUUGCGAAGAAGAUUCAGUCGAUACCGUGCUGAAUGCUCGCACCAAUCCUGCCAAUCCCAAGCCAAAGGAUGCGUCAUCUACUAGCGAUGAGGUGCCUGGGGCGAUUGGUUUUACCAGCAGGAUGCACCAAGAAAGAGAAGACUCCGAUGGCAAACAGGGAAAAAACAGCAAAAUCCGUUAAAAGAAAAAUUGCAAAAUUUUUCCGUACAAUGGGGAAGAAGAUUAUGAGCCCCUUUGUUCACUGCUUCGGGAGGAACAAAGUGGUACCUUUCAUACCCUCCCCAGAGCUGAAACCGGGGAAUCCGGGGAAGGCCAAUGAUGAUCUGGUCAAAUCACAGAUGAAGAUCAGUUCCGGGAUGAAGGGUGAUGAUAAUAUUGCCCAUCCCGUGGCAAAGGCAGACUAUGAUCUGCCAAAUACUACAAAGACUGUUGAUGUAUCGUCCGCCACCCAGCAUUACACUGGCACUUCUUCUGUCAGUAUUCCUCAGUCUGUCAUCCUGAGGGCAGAUACCAGUCUGCAUAUUUUGGAUUUAAGCGAAGACGAUUCAGUCGAUACUGUGCUGAAUGCUCGCACCAAUCCUGCCAAUCCCAAGCCAAAGAAGCCAACGUCAUCUACUAGCGAUGAGGGGCUUGGGGCGAGUGGCUUUACCGGCAGGAUGUACCAAAAAAGCCAUGAAUCUGCUGGCAAACAGGGUUUCAUUAUUCCAUGUGAACCCAAGGAGAAGACAGAAACCAACCCUGCCAGUCCCAAGCCAAAGAAGCCAGCCUCAUCUACUAGCGAUGAGGUGCCUGGGGUGAUUGGCUUUACCAGCAGGGUGUACCAAGAAAGAGAAGACUCCGAUGUCAAACAGGUCAACAUCAAGCAAGUUUCAAAAUGGACCCGUAACCCCUGCAUUAAUAUUAAGGCUGACAAUAAUCCAGGCAAUGCCAAAUUAAAGACUGGCACCAUUCCCAAGGCAAAGGUUGGCACCGGUGUUGGCAAUCCAGUUCGAAAGCCUGUUGUUAUUCCAUGUGGUAUCAUGGUGAAGGCAGACCCCAAACCUGCCAUCCCCAAAAAGACGGCUGUUUUUCACAAGCGUGAUAAGAAGGUGAAGGCAGACCCCAAACCUGCCAUCCCCAAAAAGGCGGCUGUUUUUCAUAAGAGUGAUAAGGUGAAGGCAGUAACCAAACCUGCCAUUCCAAAGAAGACAGCUGAUACCGAGGUGAAAGCAGAUACAGAGGAGCUCGAUCCGGCACACAGAACCUUGUUUGAUGAUUAUUGUAUUGAUACAGAUAAUCCGCUUGGUAAAGGUAGCUUUGGCACUGUGUUCCCGGGGACAUGUAAAUCUGAUGGCAAACCGGUUGCUGUCAAGUUUGUGAAACGAAAGCAACCAAACCGUUUCUUUAGUACGCCUGGAUCUGGACUGGUUCUUACAGAACUAGCAGUGUUGCUCAGGUUAAAGGAAAAUCCAAACCCUUAUGUGAUCAAACUUUAUGACAGCUAUGAGGAUCCGGCUUACUUCAUACUCGUCAUGGAGCGGCCUGAUCCUUGCACGACCUUGCAUGAGUUUAUUAAAAUUCAACGAGGUCUUCUGGAAUCAACAGCACGCACUCUAAUGCGUCAGGCAGUCAUCGCAGUGAAACAUUGCUUUAAGCAUGAGAUUUUUCAUACUGACCUCCAUGCUGGCAACUUCCUGGUGGAUAAAAACAACAUGCUGCUGAAGCUGAUCGACUUUGGGUGCUGUGACCGAUUAAGAGAUACAGCCUAUGCAUACGAAGAGUAUUUGGGGGCACCGGCUUAUCGGCCACCUGAGGUCCGCAACAGGGGCAGAUACCACGCCAUGUCAAGCAGUGUCUGGUCUCUGGGAACUCUGCUCUAUUAUAUGGUUAAUGAAAACUUGCCCUUUCCCAAAUAUGGGCCGGUUACUGAAGGCAUAAUAAACCAUGAGAAUGACUAUUUAACAAAGGGGAAAAAAAAACAGCAAAAUCCAUUAAAAGAAAAAUUACAAAAUAUUUCCAGACAAUGGGGAAGAAGAUAAAGAGCCCCUUUGUUCACUGCUUCGGGAGGAACAAAGUGGUACCUCUCAUACCCUCCCCAGAGCUGAA
Molecule: messenger RNA, 2140 nt
Organism: Paramisgurnus dabryanus
Lineage: Eukaryota; Metazoa; Chordata; Actinopteri; Cypriniformes; Cobitidae
Biological process (GO): negative regulation of apoptotic process; protein autophosphorylation; regulation of mitotic cell cycle
Cellular component (GO): cytoplasm
Molecular function (GO): ATP binding; protein serine/threonine kinase activity
Source: RefSeq, a predicted model, not a curated record